UCAAAUUUCUUUUUCAUUAUUGUGUUAAAGACUACCAAUCUUACUGGUCUUGCCGUAGCUAAAGCCCCUCAUAAGUCUUUAAGAGCCGUUUACUCUCGGAUUCUGACUAUUUUACAACUGAUGCCAAAUACGGCUGCUUACCGUGUUCAUACUGAGAAGCUAGUUAAUGAACGCUUGGAAUUAAUUGAUAAGACAUCGGAUGUUUCCGAGUUGGAAAAAAAAAUUGACUGUGGUCAGAUCGAAGAAGUAAUUGCUCAGGCGAAAAACGAAUAUGAACUUGCGAAGAACAUGUUGAAGUGGAAACCGUGGGAACCGCUUGUUGGUGACGCCCCAGUAGCCCAGUGGAAAUGGCCACUGUAA
Messenger RNA from Mesocestoides corti, 360 nucleotides. NCBI's taxonomy places the organism in Eukaryota, Metazoa, Platyhelminthes, Cestoda, Cyclophyllidea, Mesocestoididae. The record is from the annotation of a GenBank genome assembly.